This is a messenger RNA of Hemiscyllium ocellatum (epaulette shark), 1468 nucleotides long. RefSeq names its product DnaJ heat shock protein family (Hsp40) member B14 (gene dnajb14). Gene Ontology annotation, cellular component: endoplasmic reticulum membrane. Gene Ontology annotation, molecular function: Hsp70 protein binding. The record is from RefSeq and is a predicted model, not a curated record. Gene Ontology annotation, biological process: cellular response to misfolded protein. NCBI's taxonomy places the organism in Eukaryota, Metazoa, Chordata, Chondrichthyes, Orectolobiformes, Hemiscylliidae. The transcript has 8 exons. The coding region runs from base 234 to 1373 and encodes 379 amino acids.
GCUGACGAUUCCUAAACUUACAUUUCGCCACCAAGUGGUUUUUUUUAUUUUAAGAAAUGAUUUUUCCAUUAAAGCCGAGCAGCAUCGGGGUGUGAGGUGCAGGAGGGCGACUGCCCGGGGUUGGUAUUGAGUGGGCUGGAGGUUGCAGGUUGAUGGUCUGGGUGUGCAACCUGUUUAUUUCCUGGUUAAAGACUCCGGCUAAAGGAAGAGGAGGAGGAGGAGGAAGUUAAACCAUGGAAGGGAACAAGGACGAGGCGGAGAAGUGUUUGCAGAUUGCCAGGAAAGCUUUCCGGGAAGGAGAGCCGGAGAAAGCGCUCAAAUUCCUCAACAAGGCGGAGAAGCUGUAUCCCUCUGCCGAGGCGAAAGCAUUAAUAGACGCAAUCACCAGAAAUGGGAGUGCAGCUGGUGGCGGGAAUCGAUCCGAGUCGGGUAAACCGUACCAGCGGAAAUCUGCAGACACCAAGGUCGAAAAUGGGCCCACGUUGGAGAAGGCGAACAAAGCUGACUCAGCCAAGGUCUACACAAAAGAGCAGCUGGAAGGAGUCCAAAGGAUAAAGCGAUGUAAAAAUUACUAUGAGAUUCUGGGGGUCAGUAAAGAUGCAUCUGAUGAGGAUAUGAAGAAAGCUUACAGAAAAUUGGCAUUGAAGUUCCAUCCAGAUAAAAACCACGCUCCUGGAGCAACGGAGGCAUUUAAAGCAAUCGGAAAUGCCUAUGCUGUACUCAGUAACCCAGCGAAACAAAGGGAAUAUGAUCAAUAUGGUGAUGGCCAAUCCCCUGGUAACUAUCAACACGGAGGCUUCGAAUUUCACCGGAAUUAUGAAUCGGAUAUCACUCCUGAGGAUCUGUUUAAUAUGUUCUUUGGAGGAGGAUUCCCUGCAGGACACACACAGCCAUACAAUAAUGGAAGAGCUCGAGGAUCUCAUCAAUCCUACCACAGAGCAGACAGAGAGGACGAGAGAGCUGAUGGAGGAUUUUCCAUGUUUUUACAGCUAUUACCCAUUAUUGUCUUGAUCCUGGUGUCAGUUUUGAGCCAGUUGAUGGUAUCUACUCCACCAUACAGCCUCUACUACAGAGCUGCCCUGGAACACACUGUUAGGAAGCAAACCAGUAAUUUGAAAGUAGUUUACUAUGUCAACAAAGACUUUGACAAAGAAUACACAGGUGUGGCGUUACAAAAGGUAGAAAAGAACGUUGAAGAAGAUUAUAUUAACAACCUUCGAAAUAACUGCUGGAAGGAAAGACAAGAGAAAAAUGACUACCUUUACGCAUCCAAGGUAUAUCGAGAUGACCGACUACGGAAAAAAGCAGAACUCAUGCGGAUGGAAAGCUGUGAAAAAUUGGCAAGACUUAAUGAUCUGUAUCGAGGAGGCUGAGGCAGGCAGCCAGGCUUUUUCAUUUAAUUUAAAUGUUUUAUUGUACAGGGAGACAUUUUGAUCUAUUGACAUUUUGAAAUAAAUUAUAAAUCUCA